UGUCUUAUUGCUUUUGUGUCUAUCGACAAUUUGGAAUUUUAGACCACAGACGCGAAAAAAGAGAAGAAAACGAAAACAUACAAUUGUUAAGUGAAAAUGAGCGCCACUCCCACGAAAAACAAUGGCACCGGCCUAGAAGAUGUCAACAUUCCGGGUCAAGCAUUUCUGCGCGAAGCACUCACCUCCUGCACCGAUCCGCUCAAAGCGAUUGAGAGUUUUCAGUUGGAGAAUGGGGUGCUGUUGCCGUCGCUGCGUCCGAUGUUGCCGCUGUUGGAUUUGCACGGCGUGCGUCGCUUGGACUUUCAUACAUCGCUGAUGGAGGAGCUGCGCGACAAGCUAAUUGCCCACAUUAACGAUCUGGGCCAGAAGGAGCCGCGUGAGCGCGACAAGAAGCUGAAGGAACUGCUCGUAAAGAGUUUUCCCGUUGUGCGCGUCAAAUCGCUGCGACCCGUCGUUAUGGCCAUAUUGCGCAACACCCAGCAUAUCGAUGACAAAUAUCUGCGCAUCCUGGUCAGAGAUCGGGAACUGUAUGCGGACACAGAUACGGAGGUGAAGCGUCAGAUUUGGCGCGACAAUCAAUCGCUGUUUGGAGACGAAGUGUCGCCACUCUUAUCGCAAUAUAUACGCGAAAAGGAGCACAUUCUCUUCGAUCACACCAAUCUCAAUAAUUUGUUCUUCCAGCCGACGCCAAAGGUGCGGCGUCAGGGCGAGGUGGUGCAGAAGCUGGCCAAUAUGAUUGGCACCAGUGUCAAGCUCUAUGACAUGGUGCUGCAGUUUUUGCGCACACUCUUCUUGCGCACCCGCAACGUCCACUAUUGCACGCUGCGCGCGGAGCUGCUGAUGGCGCUGCACGACUUGGAGGUGCAGGAGAUUAUCUCGAUAGAUCCGUGCCACAAGUUCACUUGGUGUCUGGACGCGUGCAUUCGCGAAAAGAAUGUGGAUAUUAAGCGGUCGCGUGAACUGCAGGGCUUUCUGGACAACAUCAAGCGGGGACAGGAACAGGUAUUGGGCGAUCUCUCGAUGACUCUAUGCGAUCCGUAUGCCAUAAAUUUUCUGGCCAGCUCGGCCAUCAAGAUACUCCAUCAUCUGAUCAACAAUGAGGGUAUGCCGCGUGAUAAUCAGGUUUUAAUACUGCUGCUGCGCAUGCUGGCACUCGGUCUGAGCGCCUGGGUCAUGAUUGACUCGCAGGACUUCAAGGAGCCCAAGCUCGAUUGCCAGGUGGUCACCAAAUUUUUGCCCGCCCUCAUGUCGCUCAUGGUGGAUGAUCAGUGUCGCGGCCUGCACGGCAAGUUGCCGCCCGAUGAACGCGAAUCGGCAUUGACCACCAUUGAGCACUCGGGUCCCGCUCCGGAUGCUGUUGAGGCAUAUAUACAGGAGAGCGCUGUCUCUAGCAUACUGGCCAUGUACUACACACUGCAUUCGGCACGCACCAAGGAUCGGGUCGGAGUGCUGCGCGUCUUGGCCAUUCUGUCCGUCUGCAAAGAUGAUCGGGCCUAUGAGGAUCCGUUCCUGCACUCACUAAUUGCUCUGCUCAUACCGAUGAGCGAUGAGUUCGCCACGGAGGACUUUUGCACCACGCUCUUCGAUGAGUUCAUUUUCGCCGGACUAACCCGAGAAAAUGUCACAUCCAGGCAUAUGAUGAAAUUGCUGUGGUAUGUGCACAAUAAGCUGCCAGCCGGCCGCCUUGCCACACUGAUGAAGGCCAUGCAGCCAACGGCGGCGCACAAUGAACACAUCCACAAAUUGUACGAGUUGCUGCAGGAGCGGAUUGGCAGCGCAUUGGUCGUUGCACCGCCAGAGACAGCGGCCAUCGUUGAGCCGCCGGCAACCGCUGAUUUUGAAUCGCCAUUGAAGAGUGUGCCCACACCGGGUCCCCAUUACAGUCCCCAAUAGCAGGAGGCAACGGCGGCAGCUGCUGCCACUGCCACUGCCACCACGACUGCUGCUGCAACAGUUGUCUUGGGUGGCUCCGUUGGCACCACACUCUAACUUUGCUACAACCAAGUUUAAAGUACACAGAAAAUAUGAGUUAUGAAUAAUGAAUAAAUUAAGCUGUGUAAAUA
This is a messenger RNA of Drosophila grimshawi, 2063 nucleotides long. RefSeq names its product negative elongation factor B (gene NELF-B). The record is from RefSeq and is a predicted model, not a curated record. Gene Ontology annotation, biological process: negative regulation of transcription elongation by RNA polymerase II. The transcript is spliced from 2 exons. Lineage: Eukaryota; Metazoa; Arthropoda; Insecta; Diptera; Drosophilidae. The coding region runs from base 97 to 1893 and encodes 598 amino acids. Gene Ontology annotation, cellular component: NELF complex; nucleus.